AUGGCGGUAGGACGUGCUGUACUUAGAUGCGUCCUCAUAUACCUUAUUCCCUUCACUAUCUUACACAAUUAUGGAUGGAAACGAAACCUUUACUUAUUUGAUAGCUGUAUCUACAGGUUUUCAGAAGGAAUUACUAAGCAGAGUUCUGAUAGCGAUGGUUUUUGCUGUCAAAUGUCCAUGUGUGAACUUCACAAUAGACGCCAUUUUGAGCUCCUACGAGCGCCUUCUCGGAAAUAUUAUGGACGUCGAAUAAGUAGAUACCCGAACAGCCAAUCUACAUUCCAGCUCAUUCGACUGUUAAUAAGUUGGGAUAUAAACUUGAAUCCUGGCCCAAGUUCCGUAAAACCAAAGUGCAAUAUCUGCUCUAGAACCAUCGCCCGAAAUCAUCGGUCGCUCGACUGCAAUUCAURUAGAGGUAAAUCUCACAUCAAGUGUGGUAAAGUUACACCGAAACUAUUCAAACAGUUGCAAAGAAAUGACCCGAUGAUAUGGUCAUGUCCCGAAUGCAUUAGUAAGCCUACUGUAGGAUGUGAUGUGGAUUUGUCAGCCCUUCCUUUUACCUCCGUGUCGGAUUUGUCAUCCUUCACCGAUGAACAAGCUGCUCAAGCCGAUGCCACCCAGUAUGAUCAAGAAAGUCAGCAAGAUCUAUCAGAUCUGGUAAAACAACUAGAAGCCAGCUCAAACAAGGAUUUAAGAGUAGCACACUUAAAUAUAUGUAGUCUGAGGAAUAAGAUCGAGGAGCUUAAAUGUUUACAACUUCUGUGCAGAUUUGAAGUGAUAGCGAUCACCGAAACUCAUCUUGACAAAUCUGUCCCCGAUACAGCGAUAGAU
Messenger RNA from Actinia tenebrosa (Australian red waratah sea anemone), 831 nucleotides. RefSeq lists its product as uncharacterized. The record is from RefSeq and is a predicted model, not a curated record. NCBI's taxonomy places the organism in Eukaryota, Metazoa, Cnidaria, Anthozoa, Actiniaria, Actiniidae.